Molecule: messenger RNA, 3879 nt
Organism: Paralichthys olivaceus (Japanese flounder)
Lineage: Eukaryota; Metazoa; Chordata; Actinopteri; Pleuronectiformes; Paralichthyidae
Source: RefSeq, a predicted model, not a curated record
CACACUAUCAGUAUUGCAGCAAUGAAACAAGCUCCCUAUAAGGAAAGCAUAUACACAUACGAUAAAUAGCGAAUGCCCUUAAUAAAAACAUUUGCAAUUUCAGUGUGUGACUUGUGUGUCAUCUUGUUUUUUAGGGUUUUUCACAUUUUGUCUGGUCUUUAAUCUUGGAAUGAGGAGCCAUGGCAUCCUGUCCUGAGAAGUAAAAGUUGCUGCCCUGCUGGGCAGAGGUGUCUGUGUUGCAUGGCGUCGGGGCAGGAUGGCCGGCUGGAGGUUGGGGCGCCUGGGAGCUCUAGCCUGGCCAAACCUCUCUACCUGCAACGGUUAGAACGAUCCCUGAGGUUGGACAGUUUCCUGCGCCAGACUGCAACCAUCUUCAACAGAGACAUAACCAGUGAUGACAGUGACGACAGUGAUGAUGCACUGGGGACGGGGCUGUCUCUGGACCACUCUGCUCAACAUGCAGCUUUGACAGUGAAGAGUGAGUCAUGUGAACAGGGGGAUGGGUUGGCCGAGUGCAAGCCCCUCAAUGGAGUUCUUCUGCAAGGUAAAGACCCAAAGGCUGAUAAAACAAGCCUCUACAAUUUCUCCAAGCUGAAGAAAAACAGGAAAUGGCUCAAGAGUAUCCUGUUGAGUGACGACACCACAGACUCGGACACCGACUCUGAUGACACUGAUUUCUGUUUGUCUCGGGAGGAGCUGCAAGAUAUGCUGAGGCUGCAUCGGUACACCAGGCAGCAUCAGAGCAGGUUCCACUCUGAGCGGGAGCUUCACCAGUACCAGUACUACAGCACUGGACUCCUCUCUACUCAUGACCCCUUCUACGAGCAACAGCGCCACCUUCUGGGCCCAAAGAAGAAGAAAAUCAAAGAUGAGAAGAAAUUCAAGGCCAAACUGAAAAAAGUGAAGAAGAAGAAGAAACGAGGAGAGGGAGACUUUCUGGAUGAGGGGCGUCCUUACAUCACCAAGGUCUUCGCCAAGUUUUCCCAUGAUGCACCACUACCUGUGGUGAAGAAGAAACAUCUGACUAUUGAGCAGCUGAAUGCACGACGACGUAAGGUCUGGCUCACCAUCGCCAAAAAGGAGAUUCCCAAGACUUUCAAGCAGAAGACUUCUGCUAAGAACCUGGUGUUGACCAAUGCUAAGAAGCUGGCUCAUCAGUGCAUGCGAGAAGUGCGGCGUGCGGCCAUCCAGGCUCAGAAGAACUGUAAGGAGACACUGCCCCGGGCUCGGCGCCUCACGAAGGAGAUGAUGCUUUACUGGAAGAAAUACGAGAAAGUGGAGAAGGAGCACAGGAAGAGGGCCGAGAAGGAGGCGCUGGAGCAACGCAAGCUGGAUGAGGAGAUGAGAGAGGCCAAGCGUCAGCAGCGCAAACUAAAUUUCCUCAUCACCCAGACGGAGCUGUACGCUCACUUUAUGAGCGGUAAAGCCAACGUGGGGGGUCCAGGAGGAGACACGGUGCAGGAUGAAAUUCUUCAAAAGCUUGAUGACUCUGCGGCUCAGAGACAAAUAGAUAUCGGAGGAGGCGUAAUGGUCAACAUGGGACAGGAAGAUUAUGAUAGUGAAUACUACAAGUCUCAGGCCCUGAGGAACGCCAAAGAAGCCUACCAGAUUCAUCAGAAGAAAACACGAAUGUUUGAUGAUGAGGCCAAAGACAGCCGCUGUGCGUCUCUGCAUGCAGCCGUUGGCCCGUCUUCAGGCUCUGGGUUUGGAGAGAGCUACAGCCUUUCCAACCCAUCCAUCCUUGCGGGUGAAGAAAUUCCUCAGCCCACAAUUUUUAAUGGCAAGCUCAAGGGUUACCAACUCAAAGGCAUGAACUGGCUGGCAAACCUCUACGAACAGGGAAUCAAUGGAAUCCUGGCAGACGAGAUGGGGCUGGGGAAGACGGUGCAGAGUAUUGCCCUUUUGGCUCAUUUAGCAGAGAGAGACAACAUCUGGGGUCCAUUUCUUAUCAUCUCUCCUGCAUCCACGCUCAACAACUGGCAUCAGGAGUUCACCCGUUUUGUGCCCAAAUUCAAGGUGCUGCCAUACUGGGGAAACCCUCACGACCGCAAGGUGAUUCGGAAAUUCUGGAGCCAGAAAACCCUUUACACACAAAAUGCACCAUUCCACGUGGUUAUCACAAGCUACCAGCUGGUGGUCCAGGACGUCAAAUACUUCCAGAGGGUCAAAUGGCAGUACAUGGUUCUGGAUGAGGCCCAGGCACUGAAAAGCAGCACUAGCGUUCGCUGGAAAAUCCUCCUGCAGUUCCAGUGUCGAAACAGAUUGCUGCUCACCGGGACGCCCAUCCAGAACACCAUGGCUGAGCUGUGGGCGCUGCUUCACUUCAUCAUGCCCACACUGUUCGAUUCCCACGAAGAGUUUAACGAGUGGUUCUCCAAGGACAUCGAGAGCCACGCUGAGAACAAGUCGGCCAUCGACGAGAACCAACUUUCCAGACUGCACAUGAUCCUCAAGCCUUUCAUGCUGCGCAGGAUCAAGAAGGACGUGGAAAAUGAGCUCUCGGACAAGAUUGAGAUCCUGACCUACUGCCAGCUGACGUCCCGCCAGAGGCUCCUCUACCAGGCUCUGAGGAACAAGAUCUCCAUCGAGGACCUGCUGCAGUCCUCCAUGGGCACGGCCCAGCAGUCUCACAGCACCACCUCGUCCCUCAUGAACCUGGUCAUGCAGUUCAGGAAGGUGUGUAAUCACCCAGACUUGUUUGAGCGCCAAGAGACACGCUCUCCUUUCCACAUGUCCAUCAAACCCUACAUCAUGUCAAAGUUCCUCUACCGUCAUGGCCUCAUCCACGCACACAACCAGGCCAAGAACAAAUUACUUCAAGUGCUGUUGUCUCCCUUCUCUCCAAACCACAUCCAGCAGUCUCUCUUUCACAGAAAAGGUGAUGACAAAGGAAGCUGUUUUUCCUUCCUGCGCUUCAUCGACGUGUCACCUGCUGAGAUGUACAACCUUAUGCUGCAAGGCACCUUAGCGAGGUGGUUAGCCCUUUUUCUGUCCCUGAAAGCUGCGUACCGGCUCCACCAUCAACGUCUGUUUGGCCUUGAAGAAGAGAGGCAGGCGGAGGUCAGACACGGCGAGGUUGACGGAGGCAGUGUACCGCCCAGGAUUAUGUGUCUGUCUCACAAGGACCUGAUUCUGUGGCUAAACAGACCCACUGCCUUCCCCAACAUGCACAACAGUCCCGUCCUUCAGGAUCUGGUGUUCACAGCAGUCACGCCCGGCAUGGUGGGACACGGUGAUGUGAACAUCCUCAGCAGAAAUUCUACCACUUCCAAGUUACGGCCCUGCCGGCCCAUACUACCACCGAAGUUCCUGCUCGCUGCUACGCCCAGGGUGACGGCAGUUCCCAUGGAGCGUUAUUGUGCAGACCGCAGUGCUGGGUACGAGUGGUUGGUGACGCGCAGUGGAGGGGGCACGAUCUUCAAACAGUGCUUCCUCUACGGCUCUCCUGAACUUGCGUCAGACUGGCGUGCGAGGGCCAAUACCUUCCACCCACAAUGCCCUGGGGGUGUGAUGGCACUCUACCCUCGCCAUGGAUGGUCCUUCAUUCAGAUACCUGAUAAGGAGAGUCUGAUCACAGAAAGUGGAAAGCUCCACACCUUGGAUAUCCUGUUGAGUCGGCUAAAAGCGCAUGGACACCGAGUCCUCAUCUACUCCCAAAUGACGCGCAUGAUCGAUCUGCUGGAGGAGUACAUGGUUUAUCGAAAGCACACCUACAUGCGCCUUGAUGGAUCCUCCAAGAUUUCUGAGCGCAGAGACAUGGUGGCUGACUUCCAGAGUCGGACGGAUAUCUUUGUGUUUCUCCUGAGUACGAGGGCCGGAGGGCUCGGAAUCAACUUGACUGCCGCUGACACCGUGAGUCACUGACACACUCGAGAAAAA